Messenger RNA from Tarenaya hassleriana, 1362 nucleotides. Its product is annotated as solute carrier family 25 member 44. Bases 170 to 1135 code for a protein of 321 amino acids. Gene Ontology annotation, biological process: transmembrane transport. The transcript has 6 exons. Lineage: Eukaryota; Viridiplantae; Streptophyta; Magnoliopsida; Brassicales; Cleomaceae. The record is from RefSeq and is a predicted model, not a curated record.
UUUCUCGGCACGGAAUUCCAUUUUUAUUUUGCCUCCAAGAAAUCUGCAAGAAGGAAAAAAAAACUGCUCUUACUUCUUCUUCAUCACCUGGUCUCCGUUGAUGCAGAUGCCUUCUUCCUGAGUCGUGAGCAAAUUCUUUACCUCGACUCAGUUCCGUCGCACGCGAGUCAUGAGCAGGCCGAGCUCUCGUGUCGAAUCUUUCGUGCAGACGGAGAUUAACUGGGACAAGCUUGACAAAACAAAAUUUUAUGUAGUUGGAGCUGGCCUCUUUACGGGCGUCACAGUGGCUCUGUACCCUGUGUCAGUUGUGAAAACCAGGCUUCAGGUCGCUUCUAAAGAUGUUGCUGAAAGAAAUGCAUUUUCUGUCGUGAAAGGCUUGCUGAAGAAUGAGGGUAUUCCUGGUCUGUACCGAGGCUUUGGUACUGUAAUUACAGGCGCAAUACCUGCAAGGAUAAUUUUUCUUACUGCUUUAGAGACCACAAAAAUUGCUGCUUUUAAGUUGGUCGAACCCUUCAAGUUCAGUGAACCUACACAGGCGGCAAUAGCAAAUGGCAUUGCUGGCAUGACAGCUUCUCUUUUCUCACAGGCAGUGUUUGUCCCAAUCGAUGUGGUUAGCCAAAAGUUGAUGGUGCAAGGAUUCUCGGGUCAUGCGACAUAUACCGGUGGUCUUGAUGUUGUUCGAAAAGUUAUGAAGUCAGAUGGUGUAAGGGGCUUAUACAGGGGUUUUGGUCUGUCUGUCAUGACCUAUUCCCCAUCAAGUGCUGCUUGGUGGGCCAGCUAUGGGUCGAGCCAACGUCUCAUCUGGAGAUUCUUAGGAUAUGGUGGGGAAUCAGAGGUUGCUGCUCCAAGUCAGUCGAAAAUUGUGCUUGUUCAGGCUUGUGGGGGAAUCAUCGCAGGUGCUACAGCAUCCUCAAUUACGACUCCUCUGGACACUAUCAAAACACGGCUACAGGUGAUGGGGCAUCAAGAGGAAAGGCUUUCUGCUAGACAAGUGGUGAAGAAUCUGAUAGCGGAGGACGGGUGGAAAGGAUUAUAUAGGGGGUUGGGCCCGAGAUUUUUCAGCAUGUCGGCUUGGGGAACCUCGAUGAUCCUUACCUACGAAUACCUGAAGCGUUUGUGCGCUAAAGAUGAGUAGCAUCCUUCCUUCUCUGUUCGACGGGAAUGGAUGAGAACAUCCCUGAUUGAGAUCUGAGAGAGCCCAUCUAACUCUGAUUACAUGAUUCAUUCUUUCAGGUAUCUUGUCAUUCUUUGAGUUUUGUUCUUGUGUCUGUGCGUACUGUGAGUAGUUGAUGAAGAAGAAACGGCUUUCUCCAUGAAGGUGAUAUGAUGAUAAGGAAUGAAUCAAUAUAUAGGAUAUUCUUA